CAUAUCUCUUCUUUAUCUAUUAAAACUGAAAUAAGAAAUUCCAUAAAACAAACAAACGAAAUAAAUAUAUUUAUGAGAUUGUAUUUAAUUAAUUUAUCUGCAGGUGGACUGAGUACUCAGGUAUUGUCAGUUCCUGCGAUUUUUUCAAGCCAACUACCCGACUGUGUACUUAGGUAUUGUCAGUUCCUGCGAUUAUCUCAAGCCAACUACCCGACUGAGUACUUAGAUAUUGUCAGUCCCUGCGAGGACUGUCGGUUCCUGUGAUUAUCUCAGGCCAACUACCCGACUGAGUACAAAGACCAGUGAAAAAUGGCAACAGUAAGAAUAAAUAUGUCUAAACCAGAAGAAGAACUUGCGGACAAACCGUACAGAGAAAUGUCCUUCAUGGAAAGAGUUAAAAGUCGUCGCCAUAAAAGUCCAGAGAGUACCAAAGCUUUCAAACAAUUUUGUCGUAUUUUGUUUACGUUUCAGUCAACGACACAGUUGUACGUUUUCUUGGUGUAUAUUCUGCCUGGACUUUUUGAAGAUGGAUGGGCUCGGUAUUGUAUGAAAGUACUAGCAGUUUUUCUGUGCCUGGAAUGGUUAAUUAACUAUUUUUGCACAGUACUGUAUAGUACUGACUUUCAAAAGACUCGUGACAGUCCGACAGUUCACAUGAAAGAAAGGUGGAAAAAUCCACCGGAAUAUUUCGAAUCGUAUGCUUCCGAAAGUACUUUAUCCAAUGGACAUGCGACGGAAGUUAUGAAUAUUCAACACGACAACGGAGAACUACCUUGGACGUUUUGUGAAAAGUGUAAUAUAUAUAUACCACCUAGAACACACCACUGUGACAUUUGUAAAACAUGUAUUUUAAAACGUGACCACCAUUGUUACUUUGCUGGAACAUGUAUCGGUUUCAGAAAUCAACGUUAUUUUUAUGUUUGGGCAUUUUAUUCAAUUUGGGUUGGUUCUUUGGGUUUUUAUUUCACUGUACAAUAUUUGAAGGAGUUUUAUUUGCCAUACUCAUGGAUAGAUUUUAUUCCUGUCGUUGCAUUUUAUCGAUGGGUAUCUGGGACAGAGAAUAUAAGCUUUCAUAUAGUGUUGUUAAUUUUACAUUUAUAUCUUGAGUUGAUGUGUGCCAUAUUUGGAAUGAUAUAUUUUAGUGGACAAACCAUGUUCGUAGCCAGAAAUAUGACAAUGUUUGAAUAUGUAAAGAAAAUAAAAGUGAAAUCGAAGAACAGUUUCAACCAGAACUACCGUUCUGUAUUUGGAGAUUUCUGGGCUCUGAAUUUCUUGUUUCCAAUGACAAUUUUAUUCAAGCAAAGAGAAAAUGGCAUAACAUGGGAUGACUUAAAAAUUGAUUACAGCAGUAAUAAUGAAUAAUAAAUAAAGUUUCUUUUGACACCGUUUUUGAAAGAUGCUGAAUGUAUAUAUAACAAAA
Messenger RNA from Mytilus trossulus (common blue mussel), 1420 nucleotides. RefSeq names its product palmitoyltransferase ZDHHC22-like. Bases 310 to 1362 code for a protein of 350 amino acids. The record is from RefSeq and is a predicted model, not a curated record. Gene Ontology annotation, biological process: peptidyl-L-cysteine S-palmitoylation; protein targeting to membrane. Lineage: Eukaryota; Metazoa; Mollusca; Bivalvia; Mytilida; Mytilidae. Gene Ontology annotation, molecular function: protein-cysteine S-palmitoyltransferase activity. Gene Ontology annotation, cellular component: Golgi apparatus; endoplasmic reticulum. The transcript has 2 exons.